AACGCUCUGGAACGACGGCAUGGGAGUCACCAGAAACAGGCUUCUCGAGAGGCGCAUUCGUCAUUGUUGUGAAUAUCAGUUGGCGACAUUAAGUAGGCUUGUCCACCAUGGUCUGCAUCCGUAUGCGAUACCAUUCAUCUCAUUAGUGGCUCAAUUUCAUUUUCUAGCAUAAGACCUUCUGGUUCAAUUUGCUUUUCUUUACACUACUUCUUAUCACGUUACUUACCACGAUAGAUCCGGAGGAACUGUUGUUAUGGCGGUCUCACAAAAAGCACAGUCCUUGAGUUUCCAUUCGCACCAGACGGCAUUAGCAAUUAUCUUACCGUCGCACCUGACAACUGAAAUCGAUCGCCUCAGAGCUGCCUACGACAAAAACUGGACUACUUGGCCUGCUCACAUAACUCUUGCAUGUCCCUUCGUUCAUCCAGAUCUUCUCGAUACAGCUUUAUCCCUCCUGGAGUCUGCAUUUUCCGAAGCUCCAUGGGAACCAUUGCAUCUAAUUCUAGGAGAAGCGGGCUAUUUUGCAAACAAAUACCGCUCUACAGUUCAUUUACGGCCGGAGGACAAUGAGGGGCUACAACAACUGCGACAGAGGAUCAACUCCAUACUCUCUCAAUCUAACCAUGAUUCAUUCAUCCCACAUGUUACAGUCGGUCAAGCGGGGCCGACAAAUACCGAAUUACGUGACUCGCUACUUCUGAAGGUCGGACUACUACCGAAGAUCGAGUGGCCCGUUCAUGAAAUCGCGAUCAUGAUUAGGGACGAAGACAGAAAGAUGAAAGUCUGGAGAACAGUCCGACUCUCGGCCAGAGGCAGGUCUUGCGAUGAUUUGAUCAAGUCCCAUACUGGAAUACAAUCUGUUCCAGAGCUCAACCAGGGGUGUUCGACUGUACAAUCAUCAUCUGAUAUCGUGUCGGUCAGUCGAGUAUCUCAAGAAGCAACUUACCGAUUUGAUCCUUCUGCAUGUCUAUGGAAGGCUCUCGACGUUGUGCCUCAAAUCAGGACGCGCCAGAACACCACGACCAGUAUCACAGUGUCGAGCUAUAAUGUCCUGAUCGACUCAUUGUUCCCACCUCCUCGAGAACGAUUUGCCAUCCUGCUGGAUACGAUACGCUCAAGUCGUGCCGCUGCCGAUGUACUCUUGCUUCAAGAGGUCUCAGACGAUUUUCUGACGUACCUCCUUUCCAACGAUGAUAUCCGUCAACAGUAUCCCUACACUACGCACGCCCCGUCAGAUCAGGUUGACGUCGGUCCUCUCCUCAGUUUAAGGAAUGUCGUCAUUCUGUCACGCCGGAGUUUCAUUUGGGAAUUUGUUCCCUUUGAGCGCAGACACAAGGGUGCUGUACUGAUACGUCUCCCUCAUAUUGGUGUCGAGGGCGACGAUGGAAAGUCUUACCCUCUUGUCAUUGCAGGGGUCCAUUUGACUUGCGGUCUGACUGAUGGAUCUGUGGCAGCCAAGCAAAGCCAGAUUCGUACGCUGACACGCCACUUGUCUGCCAAGUAUCCCAGCUCACCAUGGAUCAUCGCUGGAGACUUCAAUAUCAACACUUCGAAACAGAUGGUCGUCGACGCUGUGAAUUCGCACUCUAUCACAAUGGAGACUGUGAGGACAUUGAACUCGAUAGAAUCUACAAUUUCCGAUGCUGGCUUCAUCGACUCAUGGGAGGUUACGGGAUCGGAAGAGAACACGAUGGCCGAAGAGGGAUGUCCUGACGGAGAACAGGGUGCUACUUUUGAUCCAUUGAGAAACCCAUUGGCGGCGCAGAUAGUGGGACAUGGAUCUCAUCAUCGACCUCAACGUUAUGACAGGAUUCUGGUCAGAGGCAAGGAUGUCCUCCAGCCUGUCCGAUUCAAUAUGUUUGGCAUUCCUGAACAGGUUGAAAGCAGAGAGUCUACCUGUGGAUCAGAUCAUUGGGGAGUCCGAGCAACAUUCAGCGUGGUAUCUAGCAGGCACCUCGAACUAGACACGGCAGCGUCUCUAAGUUUAGUCAACUACGCAUCUGGUAUCAAUGCGCAAAGUCUGCUAAAAUUUAUCGCUAAUAACGUCUUGAAUCCCACCAGCGACGAAGUCACACGGCGGAAGCAGAUUUUUGAGAUUCUUAGGACUUGUCUCUCGCAGAUCUCAAAUGCUGAGAAUAGAGUUUCAAUGGUCGUAGUUCCAGUUGGAUCCUAUGGUUUGAAUGUCUGGAACACGGCCUCUGAUAUUGACUGUCUAUGCAUCGGCUCCAUCAGCUCGAAGACGUUCUUCACACUUGCCAUACAACGCCUCCGGGCGUCAUCCGAACAAGGCAUUCGGAUCCUUCGAAAAGUGGGAGCUCAUACUGGGACUAUGCUAGAGAUCGAGGUUCAGGACGUGAGAGCUGAUGUUCAAUACUGUUGCGCCACACGGAUUGCGGAGACCUGGCCAACUCCGCUAUCACUUUCAAGUUCCGACCCAAUCUUCUCUUUGUCACAUCAAGCACUAUCGAAGCUCAAAGCCGUCCGUGACAUGGCUGCCCUCCAAGAAACGAUUCCAAAUUUUCCCGCGUUCCAGCUUGCCUACCGCUACAUCGUGAUCUGGGCAGUAGGUCGGGGACUCUAUGCAGCGCGGUUUGGUUUUCUGGGAGGUCUACACAUCUCCAUGUUGCUGAAUCGUAUCAUCAAGCUCCUUUACAGACAGAGUCAUGAUAAGGUUGAUACUUUUACUGCCGCAGACAUCGUAUGCGCCUUCUUCAGGUACUAUGCUACAUUCGAUUGGAAGAAGCAUGCAGUAGAAGAUCCAGAUAUACAGCAGACUCAAGGCCGGCGUCCGCAUACACGACACUUUGGCGAGGCCAUGGUCAUCACCGGAUUCAACGCCCCCAACACGAAUAUCGCACGUCAAGCAACGAUCCCCGCUGUCCGUACAUUAGAACAAGAGUUGCAGAGGGCAGAUCACAUCAUUAUUACUCAACUCAAAGCGCAGUCAGGUAUCGAUUGGGAAAGAAUCCUUCAUGACGAUGGGAGAGAUGCAGUCACAGAGUUCUUGACUUCGUAUAACAGUUAUAUCCGGAUUGAUGUGCAGUUCUGGGGCUUGAGCAAGGGCCGUGAGCUCCUUGGCUGGAUUGAAAGCCGCUUCCCAGCCCUCCUUGUAGACCUCAACAGACGCUUUCCCGAGAUUCACGGCAGAAUAUGGCCCGCUCGGUUUACACGCGACCAGUCUAGUUGUGAUUCGAGUACUAUCGAAUCUACCGCCGCGAAAGAGUUCCAAGGCUGCUAUCUUGUUGGGCUUACUAAAACCCAAGAGCAUAGGGCAACAAACCAGUCGACCGAAGACAAGCGUGUAGUAGCGAACAAACUGACAGACAUGUUGGACAAAUUUGCAGUCAACAUCCGGGAGAACAACCAAUAUUUCAAUGUCAACAUCGCCUGGGUCGAUGUCUCGCACGUUAAACAUACCGAUCUAGGCGCCUUGCGUGUCGACAACAGGGCCUGGGGAAGCGACAUCUUCGAAGCUGAUCUCUCAGAAUUCGACGAGGAAGAAGAAGAAGACCUGCCCAUUGAUGAGUUCGAGAGACUAGAGCUCACGACAAUGUCCAAAGUCAAGCCCACUAGCCGAUCAACAAGUAGGCCGACAACAUCAAGCCCUCUCGUAAAGGGAAAGAGGCUUCGUCCCGCAGCGGAUGUCAUAAGUCGCAUCCGCUGGGAUCCUAGUCUUGACAGCACUGACUUCAUUGUGGGAUAUCUUGACCGCUUCACCGGGGCCAAGGAGAUUGCACUUGAUCGCUGGAAAGACGAACAGACCGACGAGGAGUUCAUUCCACAGCAUCGUAUCAUGUAUUUCCGGAGAAAGAGCGAUGGCGUGAAGAUCUGGGACAGAGAGGCUAGGCUGGAUAAUCUUUUCGGUGGCUACAAACCUUGGUACUGAGGUAAUGAUCUUGAGAUUCGCAUUUUAGCAGAGUAAAUCAUUAAAUUUCGUAUGUUUAAUGUCUAGGGAUUUUUAUGCCUGCCAUCCGUGUAAGUGAGCAUAUGACUAAGACGGGCUAUACGGACGCGUUCCAUGGAACUGGACAACUAAAAGGGAUAGAGCUAUGGAUCUCCCAAUGUCCAUCACGAUCCUCAAAGCAUCACGG
Pseudovirgaria hyperparasitica is the source of this 4091-nucleotide messenger RNA. RefSeq lists its product as uncharacterized. Lineage: Eukaryota; Fungi; Ascomycota; Dothideomycetes; Acrospermales; Acrospermaceae. Gene Ontology annotation, molecular function: poly(A) RNA polymerase activity; RNA binding. The transcript has a single exon. Gene Ontology annotation, cellular component: nucleus. The record is from RefSeq and is a predicted model, not a curated record. Bases 254 to 3886 code for a protein of 1210 amino acids.